Filobasidium floriforme is the source of this 3027-nucleotide messenger RNA. RefSeq names its product chromatin assembly complex protein. NCBI's taxonomy places the organism in Eukaryota, Fungi, Basidiomycota, Tremellomycetes, Filobasidiales, Filobasidiaceae. Bases 167 to 2869 code for a protein of 900 amino acids. Gene Ontology annotation, molecular function: protein binding. Gene Ontology annotation, cellular component: CAF-1 complex; nucleus. Gene Ontology annotation, biological process: nucleosome assembly; DNA replication-dependent chromatin assembly. The transcript has 10 exons. The record is from RefSeq and is a predicted model, not a curated record.
CGAGCCGUCAAGAGCGUUUCCAACUUCUGGACGGACCACUGUGGCUGCGGUCAUUCACUUAGCCAACUUCGCGGACUAGCCGAGGGUUUAGGAUUUAGCCGAAGACAUCCCUGAGCAUCUUGCAAACUGUUGACGACACUUCCGAGGUCGUAAACUCGAUCCCGAUAUGCGGUCCAAAACCUUGGAAAUCAGCUGGCACGGCACCUCCCCCAUCUUUGCAGCCGACUAUCAACCCUGGAGCGCAGCUCAGCUUCGCAAAGUCCUUCCCUUUCCCAGUUCCAGCUCCGGGUCGGGAUCCUCCGGGCUUGAACCUCCUUCCACUUCGACCUCGGCCUCGACCUCGAUCCCGGGGUUGCCGAGCACUCCUUCUCGUAAACAAAAACAGCAAGAUGUGGAUGGAGAUGUGGAGAACCUCGCGCCCGGAACGACUUCAGCGUCAACUCCCGUAGCGUCUUCAUCCUCCACAAGCAACAACAACGCUGGAGAUCAGGCCACGCCUACUCCAGGAAGGGGUCGUACAAGAGUCCGAGCUGGGUCCAUCUCCGUCUCCGGGUCCGCAAGGGAUGUCACGCCUACUCCUACUCAGAACCCUGCGAACGUGACGGCCUCGGCAGGAGGGUUCAAUGCUUCUGCUACGAGAGUCUACAGGUUGGCGACCGCUGGGGCUGAUAGUUGCGUUAGGAUCUGGACCGUCCACCCAAACGUGACUCACGGUCCAAACAUCAAUGCCGCCACGGGCUUAGAGAUCGCUCCUCAUCCUCCCCGUGCGGUCUAUGCGGCCUCGCUCAAGAGACAUACGGGCGCUGUCAACGUCGUCAGGUGGAGCCCGACAGGACAGUAUUUGGCUUCAGCCGGUGAUGACGGGACGAUCAUCAUCUGGCACCAGGUCGAAAGUCGGGCUGAUAUCGCCACGUUCGGGGAAGACGAGGAGGAAGAAAAAGCACACGAAAAGGAGUUUUGGAAGGAAAAGAGGAUGAUUGUUGCUACAAAGCAGGCUAUCUACGAUCUGGCUUGGAGUCCUGAUGGGAAAUAUAUCAUCACCGGGAGCACCGAUAACCUUGCGCAAGUCUUCUCCGUCGUCGAUGGCUCGUGCGUGCAUCAGAUUCAAGAUCAUUCACACUUUGUGCAAGGCGUCGCAUGGGAUCCCCUCAACGAGUAUCUUGCCACGCAGAGCAGCGAUAGAUCCGUCCAGGUACACUCGGUCAGUCAUCGCAACAACACCUUGACCAUCAGCCCCUUUGUCCGGGACCGCGCGGGUAGGGCGGGAUCUCAUAUGAACAUGGAGAUUCGAAGCUCGAGACCGCCUUCGUUCAGCGCGCUUCGACCGUCUAUGGGAAGAAGAGCGUCGACAGCGUCCGAGGCGGGUUCGGUCGUUACGCUUGCGUCGGAACUGCCCGAGAGUUCGUUCCCCAUACAGGCUGCGUCAUCGAGCACUCCGGUCCCCUCGACGCCAUUGUCCAACAUGAAUCCGCCGACGAACAUCCCUGGGUCGAGACGAUCGUCGUUCUCUUCGGCCGCCGCCAACUCGCCCUUGCUCACUGCCACGACGGGGCUUCGAGCGGGACGGUCACCUUCGCCUGCCCCGUUGCCAGCGAUCCGACCGAGCACAAGCAUGCCAUUGACGACGCAAUCGAUGAACCAAAAGUUGUACCGGGACGAGUUGGCCACCAACUUUUUCAGACGGUUGACAUUCGCUCCGGAUGGCAGUCUCUUGCUGACCCCAGCGGGACAGAUCGAAGAGUCUAUCUUCCCGACUCCCUUCAUUCCGGACGGUGGUGAUAGGGACAAGGUGCCCGGACCCAAAUCGAGCGAUACUUCGAAACCGAACGAUGCGUCCAAGUCGACCGUGUACAUUUACGCCCGGUCCAAUCUCAAUCGACCACCCAUCGCCCACCUUCCGGGCCAUCAGAGUACUACGGUCGCUGUCCGUUUCUCACCCAUCUUUUACGAGUUACGAAACAUCACGGGUCCACCCGCGGAACCGAAAAAGAUCAUUCUCGACAAGAAGAACCCGGAUCCAGUUCAGGUCAGUCUGAAUAUGCCGCCGCCGCCACCUCCUUCUGCGGCCGGAGCUACCGUCAAGGAAAAGAUCGGUCCUGUUGCCGGAUCAUCUCAGCCGCAACAGGCCGGGAUCUUCGCCCUGCCCUACAGGCUCAUGUUCGCCGUGGCGGCACAGGACUCGGUCUUGUUGUAUGAUACGCAACAAUCGGGUCCGAUCGCCAUCUUCAAAGGGUUACACUAUUCGGCGUUUACAGAUGUAGCUUGGUCGCCCACAGGAGACUCUUUGUUGCUGACAUCAUCUGACGGUUACUGCUCCAUUGUGGUCUUCGACACGGCCGAACUUGGACCGUUGCACGCCACUCAACAACAUCAUCGUCAACUACAAGCCAUUGCGCAAUCACACUCCACACCGGCACUGUCGGGAGGAACGUUCUCGCACCCCCCAUCGCCUGCUCCCUCCAACUCGCUGCCCACUCCGUAUACUUCGAGCUCGAGGAUGGAGAGGGAGACUUCGGUUAGCAGUACCGGAUUCCCCUCUGCUCCGGGGUCGGUAUCCGCGACACCUUCACCGUUCAUCACCAAAGCCGAACCUCUCAAGCUGCCGGAGAACAGGAGCGCAAGUAACGGGCCGCGUGAGAUUUACGGCCUACCAACCGGGAACGUACCUGUCAGUCGACCACCCAGCUCGGUAGCUUCUUCCGGAAUCGAAGAGGUGUCGGCAAGCGAAUUCAAGAGCAAGGCAGAGGGGAAGAACGGAGGUGCAAAGGACGGAUUGGGAGGCAAACGAUCGGCUGAAGACGAGGUCGAGCUGGUAGAGGGUGACUCGAAGCAAAAGAAGCGAAGGAUCGACCUCACCAAAGGAUCGUGAAGAUCCGCGUUUUGAAACGCUCCAGACGUGCUACGAGCAUAUAUAUAUAAUGUUUUCCGAUCUCCGCGUGGAAGAGUGACGCGGGAUCGGUGGGCGGCUGAAUUCGAUUGAUAUAUUUCAUGCAUCAUUCUAUAGCAAUAUAGCAAUCACCUGCGAAG